Molecule: messenger RNA, 6038 nt
Organism: Hyphopichia burtonii NRRL Y-1933
Lineage: Eukaryota; Fungi; Ascomycota; Pichiomycetes; Serinales; Debaryomycetaceae
Gene: STT4
Product: 1-phosphatidylinositol 4-kinase
Exons: 1
Coding region: 39-5939 (1966 amino acids)
Biological process (GO): phosphatidylinositol-mediated signaling; phosphatidylinositol phosphate biosynthetic process
Cellular component (GO): plasma membrane; cytoplasm
Molecular function (GO): 1-phosphatidylinositol 4-kinase activity
Source: RefSeq, a predicted model, not a curated record
CUUCUUCAGAAUAGAACAACACCAGAGUCAAUUCAAUUAUGGACUACUUUGGGCUCCCUCGGGGAUCCAUCAGAGCAGAGGCUUUGCAAAAAUUAGCGAAGUUAUCGGUAGAAAAUACUCCUUCAAAUUUGCAAGAAAACUUACCUCAGGAAGUUGUUAAAGAUACUUUUGCUUCUUUAUUGGGUGAAACUCCUAAGGUUGGUAAACCAAGGGGGAAAGUUUUCCCUUCCGAUGAAGAUGAAGAGGAAAGUGAUGAUAACUUAGGUGGGAUUGAGCCGGAAUUGAAUCCAUUAUCCCAAAUUGCAAUCACUCCUAAAGAAUAUGAAGUUUUAAUCGCUUUAUGUCAAGCAACGAAAACUGACAUGAAAUUUCCAAAACAAGCUAAGUUGUUAUUAGCUAAGCUUAGAUUAUACUUGCUUGAAUUGCCAAAUCAAAAGUUUUCUUCUGCAAUUACUGGUAAAAUCCAUAAUUCUUCACCUUGGUAUAUUUUAGGUGAAAAAUUAACGAUUGCCUUAAUUGAUUUGGCCUAUAAAUUUGAUUGUUUGUACUUGGAAGAGGUUUUAGAGAUCUUUAGUGAGUUUAACACUAUUUUCUUCAGAGAGCAGGCUUAUGAAUUGUCGAACUAUUUCAGUUUGUUAGGGGUGAUUCAAGGUUUAACCGUAUCUGGUAAAAUCUUGACUCAUUCUCCCAAAGCUUUUAAAAUUUUCAUUACUUUGGAUACUUGUAUUGAUAAUUUCGAAUUUUUGAACGAAGUUGAACUUUACUCUAAUUCUCUCUACUCUAAUCCUGAUAAUGAAUAUUCAACUUUGUUAGAUGAAGAUAUCGUUAUUGAUUUCUCUCCUGUCCUUUUCAUUGAAUGUUUGAGUAAAUUAAUGUGCUCAAUUUUGAAUUCGAUCUUGGGUAACACGACUGAGCCCCUUCUUGACUACUUGUUAACCAGGGUUUCUAGAAGUUUUGAUCAAGUUGAAGCCAAUGGUGACGGCCAAUUAAUUUAUCCUCCACAGUCUAGUGGAUUGGAGUUGACUGAAUAUCACAUGGACUUAAUUAAGACUUUAUCUGACAUUGCUAUUCAAAAAAUUGAAUUUUUAGAUAGAGGUGAAACCUAUAUUGUCUAUUCAACUUUUACAAGAUUGAAAAUUGGUUAUUUGGCGAAAAGUCAUAAUUUACAAGCAAUUGCUUGCGGUACUUUCACCGACAAUAUCGAUGCAAAAGUUGCUAAAAAGAUUUUUAAAAAUUGUUUAUCAAUCUAUGAUGUAAUGUUAGAUCCUCACUUAGGUUCAAGUGUUAUUCAAUUAGGUUCAUUAUUGGUAUAUAAAGAUCCAAGUGUUUCAAGUUCUUUGACUAGAGCAUUCACUUCUUUGGUUGCUAAUCCUAAAUUUCAAUCUUCCUAUUGCCUGGAAGCUUCCAAAAGUGUUGGUUUGGCCAGUAAAGUCUUGUCACAGGAUACUGUUGUAACCUCAAUUUAUGCUUUGACUAAUUUACUUUUUGUCCAUAAUGAAGGUCUUCAAUAUAAGGCUAAAUCAAGAAGAAAUACUGCCUUGAGUAGUGCUUCAGUUAGAGAUUUUGGAACUAAUAAUUUAGCUGCUCCAUACCCAACUUCAAAAAUGUCAAGACAUGCUUCCCUUGAUUCUGUUCAAGAAAAUGAAAUUAGCAAUCAAAAUCAUUUGGUCAACGGUGAUAAAAAUAAAGCUCCUGCUGAUUAUGAUGACUAUGAUUAUAGUAAAGUUUGCGAAAAUGCAAUUACUGCAAUCAUUUUUAUUUCUAAACUUUGCAAUGAUGAGACCGUCAGUACUUUGGCCGUUACCAUCUUAUCACAAAAAACUAGUAAAUUGGAUUCUCAAAUGGGACCUUUGUUAUUGAGAGGUUUGAGUUCUUGUGCUCCUUUUUUGCCAGAACGUGAAUUUAUAAUAUUAGUCAAGUUGUUGAACAAAAUGUCUUUAGACGCUUAUGAUAGUAAUAAUCAGGGCUUACUAAAAUCUUUGAUUGAUGCAAGAAUUGACAUCUCUCAUAAAUUGGAACAAUCAAAUCCUUUAUACAAAAUUUAUUUACAAGAAAUCUUACAAGCUAUUAUUAGUAAAGGGGAUGUUCAAGUUUUAGAACACCAUAGAUCUCAUAACGAAAUUAGCGAAAUUGGUGAUCAAAUUGGUAUUUACUUAGAACCAUUAGCUGAAUUGUUACCCAAUGUCCAUAAAGAAGAAAAACCUUUGAAAAUCUCUGACACAACUACUAUUAAUUUAUUUAGAAACAUUUGGUUUAACAUGGUUGUUCAUGGUUAUUCAAUUACUUCGGAAAAUGCUAGAAAAUACAAUAAGGAAUUAGAAAGAAUUGCUUAUAAUUCUCCACCAUUAGCCUCAGAAUUAUCUUGGGAUAGAACUGAAACAUCAUUGGAAUUGAACACUGUUUUGAGAAGAGGUUCUUCAAAUCACAAUGUUAAAGACCAUAAACACAUUGUUGGUGAUAUAUUUGAAGUACACCGUAAUUUGUCUUAUCCAAAACUAAUGUUUUUAGCUGCUACUAUUUUUGUGGAAUCUUUAAGGGUUAAACUGGGUGAAUGUUCCACAAUUUUAUAUUACUUUUCGGACCCUUCUAUCAAAACAAGUGGUUUAGAUAAGUACAUUGGCUACAUUCUGUUCAAAAUUGUUAAAGACUUUAUUCAUUUAAUUAAUCGUGGUGCCAAUAAUCAGUUUAGUUCAGAAAACAUUGCAAAACAAUUAACUAAUAUGUUGGCCUUAUGUUCGCAUAGAAUUGAAGAUUUGCAAGAUGCUGCCUUACAGUGUUCUGAUUUAUUAAUCAAUAAGGUCCCAUCCUCCUUGUGUCAUCAUAAGAGUUUAUUUGCACUCUUUGAUAUAUUGACUUUAUUGUUUGAUAGUAUUGUUGAUGCCGAUUUAAAUCAAUAUGAACCAACAUUUUCAUACCGUGCAAAAAAGACUGGAAUUCAUUUGCAGUUAUCAGAUUCUUACACCUGGCGUAACGAUACUUUCAACAGAUUUUUGGAAAAGCUGAAGCAUUGGGUUAAGCUAAUUUUAAUUAAAUGUAAUAUAGACUCCAAAAGUUUGAUUCAAUCUUACGUUAGUGAUCUAGAUAGAUUCCAAUCGAAUGAAAAAAUUCAAUAUGGUGUAUCUUUCGCUUUAGAAAUGGCUGGUGGUAUUUUCCCUAAUGAUCGUGAAUUAUCAAAUAUUCCACCAAUUGGCACUAGCGCAGGUAUCACUGUUGACAAUGUUAGUUCAUCGAACUUAACUACUUCUUCGAGUGCAGGUGCUAGAAUGAAUUUAUUGCCAGUAUUUGUAUCACAAUUAGGUUGGAGAAGUAACUUUGUAUCUGAGUUGAUGCAUAAGGUCCCUUUACACACUCAAGAAGAUGCUGAUAGGGCAUUCAGAUUAUUGAGAGAAGAAGUUCAAACCGUUAAAAUUAGGAUUCAGGAUAAACUGCAACAUAUUGAAAACAGUAUUGUUAUUGAUUUGUUGAGCCAAAUAGCUGGUUUUGCGCUUAUUAGUGAAGACAACACGGCUGAAUUAAUUAGGCAUAUUGUUGAAAUUCCAUUUGCGAUGUUUGAAGCACAUAUUAUGCAAGCAGCUGUUGGUAUUUGGUUUGCAGUUAUGAAAGAUAGACCACAAGUAUCUGUUUUAUUAUUGAGUGAAAUUGGUAAACGUUGGGAAGCUUCAAUUGAAUUAAAGCAAGGUUUAUUUAAUAAAAGCCAUGAUAUUAAAAAUCCUGAAUUCAAUAAAAUGGAGUAUAAACCAAGUGACUAUAAAACAUUGGAUAAAGUAUCUAAAGUUACUAGCCGUACAUUCCAACCACAUUUAUUAAUAAUCAAAUUGAUUCUGUCACAUUUUGAAGCAACCAUGAAUCAAUCUGAUCAUAUUUUAAAAAUCUUCACAAGAAUUGUUGAAGUUGGAUUGAAAAAUUUGAAUGUUGCAAGUUUGCAUCCAUUUUCAAGAUAUGUUAGGUUUGAAUUCAUUAGAUUUUCAAUUGAUGUUUUAAACUAUCAUAUUAAAUUAGGGUCACGUAGUUUAACAAGAUUAACUUCUUUGAUUUUGGAUGGAUCUUUGAGUUGGUUUAGAUCAAGGGCUAAUUAUCCAUAUGGAACCAAUUUAUUGAAAAUCAAAGCUGAUUUUGGAUUAUUAAAAGAGGUUGCAAGAUUAAUGUCAAUAGUGAAUACAUUUAAGAACGAAACUUUAGAACUGAAAAAGAUUACGUUAAUGUUUUUCCUCGAUGAUGAAAUUAAUAAGAUAGCAGUUUGGUUAAAUCCAUUACAACCAAGUGACUAUAAAGGAUCAUAUAUUCUGAACCAAAUUAGUGGAACUCAUAUUAAAAGGGCAUAUGUUAUUGAUCCAAUUUUAUCAGUUAAUUUAGCAUUACGUUAUAAAGUUAAGAAUUUAGAUGAAUUAUUACAGCAAUUGAUUUUGAGUCAUCCAUUACCAGCUAUAUUUUAUCCUGAUGCAGUACAAUAUUUCAUUGGUAUUAAUGCUGGAGCAAAUAUGCCUAGUCAUUAUUUAUUAUUUUGGGAACCACUUUCACCAAUUGAUGCUAUUACAUUAUUUUUACCACCAUUUGGUAAUAAUCCAUAUAUUUUACAAUAUACCAUGAGAUCAUUAGAAUACCACGACGUUGAUUUAACAUUUUUCUACGUUCCACAGAUUGUUCAAUCAUUAAGAUUUGAUAUGAAAGGAUACGUUGAGAGAUUUAUUAUUGAAACAGCCAAGAUAUCUCAAUUAUUUUGUCACCAAAUCAUAUGGAAUAUGUUGGCCAAUAGUUAUAAAGAUGAAGAUUCAACUGAACCUGAUUCCUUAAAACCCAAAUUAGAUCGAAUCCAGGAAAUUAUGUUAACCCAAUUGAGUAUAGAAGACCAUCAAUUUUAUGAAAAAGAAUUUGGAUUUUUCAAUGAAGUUACUAGUAUUUCGGGUAAGUUGAAACCAUAUAUUAAAAAGACCAAAGCAGAAAAGAAGAUCAAAAUCGAUGAAGAAAUGGCCCAAAUUACUAUUAAAGAAGGAGUUUAUUUACCAAGUAAUCCUGAUGGGGUAUUAAUUGAUAUUAACCGAAAAUCUGGUAAGCCAUUACAAUCACAUGCCAAGGCGCCAUUCAUGGCCACAUUCAAAAUAUUAAGAGAUGUUGAAGAUAUUAAUGAGUAUGGAGAGUCGGUUAAAAUUCCCAUUGAAAGAUGGCAAUCGGCUAUUUUCAAAGUUGGUGAUGAUUGUAGACAAGAUGUUUUGGCAUUACAAUUGAUUUCGGUGUUCCGUACUAUCUGGAGUAAUUGUGGAUUGAAUUUAUUUGUUUAUCCUUAUAGAGUCACUGCUACUGCCCCAGGAUGUGGUGUUAUUGAUGUUUUGCCAAAUAGUAUUAGUAGAGACAUGUUGGGAAGAGAAGCUGUUAAUGGGUUAUACGAAUACUACAUCAGCAAGUUUGGUCCAGAAAACUCGAUUGAAUUUCAGCAAGCAAGAAAUAAUUUAAUAAGAUCUUUAGCUGCUUAUUCAAUUAUUUCUUACUUAUUACAAUUCAAAGAUCGUCAUAAUGGUAAUAUCAUGUAUGACGAUCAAGGUCAUAUUCUUCAUAUUGAUUUUGGUUUCUGCUUCGACAUUGUACCUGGUGGGGUCAAGUUUGAAAACGUUCCCUUCAAAUUAACCCACGAAAUGGUUUUAGUUCUUGGUGGUAAUGAAAAGACUCAAGCUUUUAAAUGGUAUGAAGAAUUAUGUGUUAAAGGUUUUUUGGCUUGUCGCCCAUAUAUGGAAACCAUUGUUCGCUGUGUCAAUCCAAUGUUGGAAAGUGGGUUGCCUUGCUUCAAAGAUACUACAAUCAAGAAAUUAAGACAGAGAUUUGUCCCCAAUAAAAGUGAAAAGGAUGCUCUGCUUUACUUCAAGCACUUGAUCAAAAAAUCAAUGGAAAGCGUUUACACCAAGGGUUACGACGAGUUCCAAAGAAUCACCAACGGUAUCCCUUACUAAUACUACUACUACUAAUACUACUACUACUAAUACUACUACUACUAAUACUACUACUACUAAUAUAUAUCUUUAUAAGAAAUACCAUAAUCGUACAGCCAC